Camelina sativa (false flax) is the source of this 632-nucleotide messenger RNA. The record is from RefSeq and is a predicted model, not a curated record. NCBI's taxonomy places the organism in Eukaryota, Viridiplantae, Streptophyta, Magnoliopsida, Brassicales, Brassicaceae.
AUGGCAUCGGUCAGUUUUGGUGACGCUUUGAGCAAUGAGAUAGGGCCCUCUGUUACAGCACCUUAUGGCAGCGUUUUGCACCACAAGGAAAACACAACGAAUGGUCAGUUUGCGUUUACAACCCAAGAAUCAGGAACCUACUUGGCGUGUUUUGAGGCCGAUGGCAAUAGUCAUGGUAACAAAGAUUUUAGCAUCAACCUUGACUGGAAAACCGGAAUCGCAGCCAAGGAUUGGGACUCCAUUGCUAGAAAAGAGAAGAUCGAGGGUGUGGAGCUGGAGCUUAAGAAACUUGAAGGUGCAGUUGAGGCUAUCCAUGAAAAUCUAAUUUACCUCAGAAACAAAGAGGCAGAAAUGAGGAUUGUGAGCGAAAAAACAAACUCGAGAGUGGCAUGGUAUAGUAUAAUGUCGCUGGGGAUAUGCAUUGUGGUCUCUGGUUUACAGAUAUUGUACUUGAAGCAAUACUUUGAAAAGAAGAAGCUUAUUUAGAUCAUGGAUUAGUUUCUUGUUGAAGAAUAUUACUACUAGAACCAAACACUUUCCUCUGUUUUCUUUCUCUUACUCUCUUUGGAACUUGUAGUGUAAAAUUUUGUUCACUUAUUUAACUUGUAAUUUGUCUCUUUCUACAUAGACUU